AUGAAUGGAAAAUGGCAAGAGUUAUACCUCUCUACAAAAGUGGCCAUCGAAAUAUACCUGGAAACUAUAGGCCCAUUUCAAUUCUACCAACCAUUCUACCAACCAAUUCUACCAUUCGGACAACAACAUGAACAGCUUAGUUACAGCAAUAAAGAUUUUACAGGAAGGUAAAAAAUGUGAAGAGACCGGACCAUUGAAUGCUGUUAAAAGACAAAGUGCUAAUUCUCCAGUGACCAGAAAACAAUUCAAGCAGAGCAGUAUCUACUAGCGGUAUACAAACUCAGAAUCGCUACUCUAUUUUAAGUGAAACCGAUAACAAUGGCGAAGACACUUUAUCGAGCCAAAAGAGAUCUGAGAGUGGAAUAACUCCAGUUGCAAAGGACACCGUAAUUGUAACAGAAAACUCUGGAACGAAAACAGUAAAGACACGGAUUACAGGUCAUCAGAAAUUGUCCUUAUUGGGGAUUCCAUCAUUAAACAUAUUGACCAAAAAAAAGCUUGCAAAGAGGAAAGUGAGCAAAUACAUGUAUCCGGGGAAAUCUGCAGAAGACAUCGAAGCGGAACUUAGAACAAUCAAAGUCAAUUUGAUGCCCUCGCACAUAAUUAUUCACGCUGGGACAAAUAAUAUACCAGUCGAUUCAGCUGAGGUAUGUGUGAAGAAAAUUGAAAGCCUUGUUCUUAAAACUAAAUCCAAAUUUCCAGAUUCAAAAAUUGGAGUAUCUGGAAUCACGAUGAGACAAGAUAUCGAAGUGGGGCAAAAUAUCAAACAAGUCAACAAAAAACUAGAGGAUUUAUCUAAAAAUCAUAACAUCUCGUUUAUUGACAAUUCCAGCAUCAACAACACAUGUUUGAAUGGUGGUAAGCUGCAUUUUUAG
This is a messenger RNA of Paramuricea clavata, 875 nucleotides long. Lineage: Eukaryota; Metazoa; Cnidaria; Anthozoa; Malacalcyonacea; Plexauridae. The record is from the annotation of a GenBank genome assembly.